AUGAGGGCUAAUUCUAAUGGAAAUAUCAAGAAUGAAAACUACCAAGUACAGCUAAACUGGUUCAAUAGUUGUAUCAAACCAAAGAUCCUGACGCCAUACAGCUAUCAGCCUGUGCGAGAACGACCCAUGAGACCAUCUUCCUCUUCGUCUGCUGCUCCUGCUGUUGGUGCUACGAACCCACCGAAUACAAGGCCAACGCAGACGAUCAGUAGCAGUACAGCUCCUCAUGGCGCCAGCAAUGGCAUAAGCACCAACAGCAACAACGUACAUAGCAGCAACUACGAUCGUCCAAGCAAUAACCUCAAUUACAAUAGCAGUAGUACUGCCAAUUACACAAAUAACGCUAGUAAUAGCGGCAGUGUUUACAAUAACAGCACCACUCGAAGCACUUUUAGUAGUAGCACCAGCAAUUACAACACUGCCAACAGCUAUACUAAUCACAAUAGCCAUUCUAACAGUACCACUUUUGAAGGCAACAGCAGUGUGAGAGCGUCCAGCAGCGCAGGUGUCAAAAGAAGAGCAGAUGACGACGCCGAUGAUAUGAUUGACUUGACAUGUAGCCAGCCCAAGAGAUCCAAGAACGGUAGUAAUUCAACCACACAACCUCAAGACACCUUUGAGCUGCCUAGGGAAGCCUUUCUCAACGAGUACGAAGCCGAUUUCAUAGACGAUUCUGAUCUACCAAACCAAGACUUUGAUGAUGAUGCAGACUAUGAGGACAUGUUAGCUCAGGAAGAUAUGGCAUGGGCUAAUAACAACACAGUCGAGAACGAGAGCGAUUUCUUUCCUAUUGAUGAAAACGAGAUACUGGAUCUGGAUCACAUUGCUACCUCUUCGUCUCAUCCACCGAUGGAGAUGCAGCUACAGUCAACCAGGGAGGAAUUGGAGAUGAUUAUGGACACGCUCAAGCAGAAGCAGAACGAGAUCAACAACAGUAUUGUAGAGGGAAUAUCGAGGAAUGCAAGCGUUGCUGAACAAAAGGAGCUGAUGGAUGAAAGAGCGGAGCUGGUCCAGGAGAUUUCUGAUCUGCAAACUCGUAUAGACAAUUUGAGUGCUGGCACACUACAAACAGAGACAGAAUCUGUAGAUAACUACAAUGUGCAUUUGGUUAUAUCAGACGACGAAGAGUAUGCCGGUGAGAGUGGCACGGUAGAAGUGUCGCCUUUCUUUUCAAAUGCACCAACAACAUCAGCAACUAGAGCCUCUGCUGAAACUAUACCCGCGGUGGCCAAUGAUGUACAGCCUGCAGUUCCACCACAGCCUACUUACCCAUGGAGUCGAGAUGUGAAAAAGGCACUGAUACAAACCUUCAAGCUAUCUGAAUUUCGCCCCAAUCAACUGGAAGCUAUCAAUACGACCUUGAAAGGAGACGAUGUUUUUGUGCUGAUGCCCACUGGAGGAGGAAAGAGUUUGUGUUAUCAGCUGCCAGCCAUCAUCCAACGCUUUGAGAGACAAGGCGUUACUUUUGUUGUGUCGCCCUUACUGUCACUGAUGGAGGAUCAGGUAGAGCAGUUGGUAGGCAAAGGCAUUGCUGCUACCAAGCUCAACAGCUCUGUGGAUGCGGCUCACAGGAAAUGGGUGUACUCUGACCUCAAUCAACCCACACCAGCGACACAUCUCGUUUAUAUCACACCUGAACUACUGACAAAAUCGGAUCAGCUGCGAAACACCUUGGAUCGUCUGGAUCAGCGUAAUCGACUAGCGAGGUUUGUUAUUGACGAAGCACAUUGUGUCUCUCAAUGGGGCCAUGAUUUCAGACCUGAUUACAAGUUAUUGGGCUCCCUCAAGAAUUCCUAUCCAAAUGUGCCCAUCAUGGCAUUGACUGCCACCGCGAACGAAGCUGUGCAAAAGGAUGUUCUCCACAAUCUAAAGAUGCCAAGCUGUAAAGUGCUCAAGCAGAGCUUCAACAGAAAGAAUCUCACAUACCAAAUUGUGCCCAAGAAAAACUCAACCAUCCUCGCAGAAAUGAAGCUUUUCAUCAACAGCUUUCCGCCCUCACAAUCAGGUAUCAUUUACUGUUGUACGCGAAGCGAUUGCGAAACUGUGGCCCAGAAAUUGAGAUCUGAACAUGGCCUGUCUGUCAAGCAUUAUCAUGCUGGGCUGGCUCCAGCUGAACGCAGCAUCAUCCAACGUGAGUGGCAAACGAAUGACAUACAAGUGAUUGUGGCUACCAUUGCCUUUGGUAUGGGUAUCGAUAAACCUGACGUACGCUUCGUGAUCCAUUACUCUGUGCCAUCGUCUCUAGAAGGUUACUAUCAGGAGACAGGUCGCGCGGGUCGUGAUGGUCUCCCAGCCACAUGCAGACUCUACUACAACUUUGCAGAUACCAAGACACACAACUUUUUGAUCCAGAAAGGCGAAGGCAACUGGCAGCAAAAGCAGCGUCAGCGAGACAACCUCAACACCAUGAUCCGGUACUGCGAGAACGAUAUUGAUUGCAGAAGAAAGCAGAUUAUGGGUUAUUUUGGUGAACGCUUUGAUCCUAUGGAUUGCCAACGUAUGUGCGAUAAUUGUGUCAAGCGAAUGACGACUACCACAGUGAUGAAGGACCGAUCAGAACAAGCGAAAAUACUGUUGAAAAUCAUCAAGGCCGUGAAUCCUGAUCCUAUUACCAUAGCGCAAACCAUUGAUAUCUACCGUGGAUCCAAGAGCAAGCGAUUAUUGGAACAAGGAAGAGACAGAAUCAUUGGGUACGGGCUGGGUAGCAAGGAGACACGACAUGAAGUAGACCGUCUUUUGAAGAACAUGGUGCAUGAAGAUAUUCUUCAGCAAAAGUCAGAGUGUAAUGCGGCAGGUUAUCCUAGUACACAAAUUGUGCUGGGGAACAAAGCAGAUGCUGUGCUGAAUGGCACUCAAAAACUGCUGUUAUCAUUUACUACUGAGAAUCUAUCACCCAUCGUUCACAGCUCAGUCAGCAAUAGUUCAAGGCCAACAAUACCAUCAUCCAGGACGGGGUCAGGUUUCGUAUCUGCUGGAUCCAUGGUGAACAGACCCACUGCUUCAACAGCUCAGGGAAGAAUCCCCGGUAGACGUGUUCUACCCGUAGUCAAUAGUAGAGCGAUGUCGACCAUGAGUAAACCUGCCACGACAAUAUCCAGCAUUCGAAGGGCAACACCAUCUACCUCUAACAAUACUCCUUCCCCUGCUAAUCAUAGUCGCACUUCCUCACCCAUCCCCAUCAUUCGAUCAGCUGCUGAUAAAGCAUCAGAGGAAUGCCUCAAGGAAUUACAGGCAAUGCGACAACGCAUACAGGCUAGAAAGAAUAUUCGAAAUCCAGGAUCCGUUCUAACCGACACAGGAUUGAAGAGUAUUGCAAAGAAACUUCCAGUGACAGAUCGAGAAUUGAUGCUAGUGACUAAUAUGAAGGAGGAAGCUUACAAGAACUAUGGUAAACCAUUUCUAGAGAUAUCAAAGAAAUACUUUGCUGCAAAGAACAACAACAAAGCUUGA
Molecule: messenger RNA, 3450 nt
Organism: Mucor velutinosus
Lineage: Eukaryota; Fungi; Mucoromycota; Mucoromycetes; Mucorales; Mucoraceae
Exons: 6
Coding region: 1-3450 (1149 amino acids)
Biological process (GO): DNA replication; double-strand break repair via homologous recombination
Cellular component (GO): nucleus; chromosome; cytoplasm
Molecular function (GO): ATP binding; nucleic acid binding; four-way junction helicase activity
Source: RefSeq, a predicted model, not a curated record